Molecule: messenger RNA, 528 nt
Organism: Babjeviella inositovora NRRL Y-12698
Lineage: Eukaryota; Fungi; Ascomycota; Pichiomycetes; Serinales
Exons: 1
Coding region: 1-528 (175 amino acids)
Source: RefSeq, a predicted model, not a curated record
AUGUCUUUAAUCCCAACUACCGCUCCGUUACAAUCUAAGCUAAAGCCCGUGCUUUUCGUCCAUCUUGACGCUGGAGAAGCCAUUCCAGUGGUGCAAAAUGCCACCCAGAACCUUGUUGUGGUAAAGUUGACUGGUGGUUCAGUCAAGUCUUUGGACACCAACUACCCGUUUGAGACUGAGAUUUUGUUUGGUUUUGAUGAUUUGUCCACCGCUGCCGGAGCCACCAGAACCACCUUGGAUUGCAAGAUUUACUUGCGGACCCCCUCUGGCGCUGGUGUGUACAUGACCUACAGCGGUGUCGUUGAGAUGGCAGGCAAGGCUGCUGCGAUUGCAGGCAACCAGGGCGAAUCUCAUAUGGAAUUUGAAGAGGGCUACAUCACCGCCAACCCGAAGUUUACGUUGGAUGGUAAGGUUGAGGAGGAGUACAAAUGGGUCAACGACGAGAUUUUUAUUGCCAGAGGGAGAUUCCUCAGGGAUACCGAGGGGAAGUUGAAGGUGCAAUACUACGUUUACAUCUACGACCACUAG